Messenger RNA from Alnus glutinosa, 1311 nucleotides. Its product is annotated as gamma-interferon-responsive lysosomal thiol protein. The transcript has 5 exons. Gene Ontology annotation, molecular function: oxidoreductase activity, acting on a sulfur group of donors, disulfide as acceptor. Bases 257 to 1030 code for a protein of 257 amino acids. Lineage: Eukaryota; Viridiplantae; Streptophyta; Magnoliopsida; Fagales; Betulaceae. The record is from RefSeq and is a predicted model, not a curated record.
UCUGGUCCCCCCAAUUCUCCCACUGCUUCAAAGUUCGAACUUUGGCAAACUUUGAGGGCAAAUGCAUUCUAGCUUGAGGAGGUUUGACCGUUGAUUAUUAAAUCAUUUAGAUUUAAUUAAAACCUUUCACCGAAAUGAAUAUCGAUCGAUCCAUUCUGCCUUAUCUUCCCCGCUUUCACGUGCAAGAACGGCGCAAAACCAACCCUUCUCUGAUCCACAAUCCUAAAAAUCUCACAAACCUUAAAGCUUGUCUCCAAUGGCUUGUCGUCCUCUAACUACUCUCUUUCUAAUCUUCUUCUUCUUAUUCACAUCUUCCUCAGCUUCAAGGAUUUUACCGUCUCAUUCUCAGAAAGUUUCGUUGGUUCUAUACUAUGAAUCCCUGUGCCCCUACUGCUCCAACUUCAUCGUCAACUACCUGGCCAAGCUCUUCGAAAGUGACCUCAUCUCCGUCGUCGAUCUCACACUCGUUCCUUGGGGUAACGCCAAACUCAGAGGCAACGACACCUUCGAUUGCCAGCACGGCCCAUCUGAAUGCUUAUUGAACACUGUGGAAGCCUGUGCAAUCCAUGUCUGGCCUGACCUGAGCGAGCAUUUUCCUUUUAUUAAUUGCGUCGAGACUUUGGCCUAUGAACACAAAUACCCCGAGUGGGAAUCAUGUUUCGAUAAAUUGAACUUGGAUCCAAAACCCAUUGAAGAUUGCUAUAGCAGCGGAUACGGGAAAGAGCUUGAAUUACAGUAUGCAGCUGAAACAAAUACCCUUCAGCCUCCUCAUGAGUAUGUACCGUGGGUAGUUGUGGAUGGAGAACCACUCUAUGAGGAUUACGAAAACUUUGUAAGCUAUAUAUGCAAGGCUUAUGAAGGCACUGCUGUGCCCAAGGGCUGUAGCAGCGUAUCCCUGAAUACCACCAUACAAAGAGGGAAAGCAAAGCCUAUCCAUCCAGAUUGCUAUGAGACAGGAAUGCUGGCAUUUGCAGCAAGAAUAACAUCAGCCAUAACAUCAUGGAUGCACCAGAUGAACAUGGUGGCUUAAGUAUAGAUGUCUCUGCAGUUUCAUAGUCUUCUAGAUUGUUUCGUCUCCGUUCCUCUCCAUUUACUAGAGAUCUGCCUAGCUUAUGUAUAUUUGCAGUGCUCAGUUAAGGCAACUACAAAAUAGGGAGUUGUUAUAAAUAAGUGUAAAUGUAUAUAUGGUACAUUCACAUUCGACCCAAAUUUGUCUAAGCAUGUUCAAGCUUGGCCAAUUUAUGUUGGAACGCAUUUCUAUUUGUCUAAGGCCAGGCCCGGGAGGCAUGCUGGCAGGCUUCAAUGUUAAAA